Histoplasma capsulatum G186AR is the source of this 1749-nucleotide messenger RNA. Its product is annotated as UBX domain-containing protein Ubx2. The transcript has 2 exons. Gene Ontology annotation, cellular component: nucleus. The record is from RefSeq and is a predicted model, not a curated record. Gene Ontology annotation, biological process: proteasome-mediated ubiquitin-dependent protein catabolic process. Bases 1 to 1749 code for a protein of 582 amino acids. NCBI's taxonomy places the organism in Eukaryota, Fungi, Ascomycota, Eurotiomycetes, Onygenales, Ajellomycetaceae. Gene Ontology annotation, molecular function: ubiquitin binding.
AUGGCGGAUGCUGCGGUGGCAGGGUUCACCGAGAUCACGGGUUCCUCCCCAGAGGUUGCUGCCCGGUAUCUGCAGCUGACCGACGGCAACCUCGAAACGGCUAUGCAGCUGUACUUCGAGAAUGGAGGUGCUGAUAUCCAACCGGAAUCCACUCCUCCGCAGCCUCAAUUCCCCGUUUCUCGUUCUCCUCCCCUUGCUCCUCCUCCUCCUCCGUCGUCACGGCCCUCACGGCCCUCACGCCCACCAGGCUACGAAGACGAACACGGCGUCGUCCAUCUGGACUCCGACGAUGAUUACAGCUAUACACAUGAAGGAGGCACGAAUAUCCCCGUACGGACAUCCCAUCAAUCAGCUUCCUCUGCCAGUCGCACACCACAACCCGCCGGGCUUUCCACAUUUGACGACGACGAAGCCAUGGCCCGCCGUUUGCAAGAGGAAUUUUACGCUGGUGCUGAGGGUUUCGGUCCCGCGGAUGAAAGCGGUGUACGCGCUCCCUUAGCCCGCACGACAGAAACACUUGUCGAGCCUGGUGUGGAUUUGGGGUUUGAUAUCAAUGAUGGCCUAGACGACGCCGUGAUGAGUCAGUUGCGGGCUAGGCAGCGAGCUAGAGCAGGCCGACCCGGUAUCUUCAACCAAAGGCCCAUUUCAUCAUCGAUCUGGAACCAGGACGAUCCGUCAUCACAUCGCGCAUCCUUGGCAGAGGCUACCGGUGGCGCCUCAAACGCCUCUAGCAAGUCCAGUAUGCUUGCUGAAAUGUACCGACCUCCCUUUGAGAUCAUGUCGAAACUGCCCUGGGACCUGGCGCGGGACGAAGGCCGGGAAAAUAUGAGGUGGCUGCUGGUCAACAUUCAGGACGCCUCUGUUUUCGAUUGCCAAGUCCUAAAUAGAGAUCUUUGGAAAAACCAAGGAGUCAUGGACACGGUAAAAGAACAUUUCAUCUUUCUACAAUACUCCAAGGACGACCCGCGCGGUUCGCAAUAUAUCCAAUAUUACUUUCCCGGUGUCGACGUUCAAGACAACUACCCACAUAUUGCAAUCGUGGACCCACGGACGGGCGAGCAAGUGAAAGCAUGGACUGGACCCCCCGUUAUUAAACCAUCGGAUUUCCUGAUGCAAGUCCACGAGUUCCUCGAUCGCUACAGCUUAGACCACACUGUGCGGAAUCCCGUCGCCAGGCGGAAGCCGGAGGUAAAACCGGAGCGCAAGCUCGAAACAAUGACUGAGGAGGAAAUGCUGGAGAUGGCCCUGAAGAAUAGUCUGGAGAGCCAGACCCAGAAUAAUAACGUGAAGGGCAGACACGAGGAUCCCGAUGACCUGACGAGGAGCAUUGGCGACAUCAAGGGGAAGGGGAAGGGGAAGGCAUCCAGCCUAGAUGACGACAUGAAUGUCGACGCAGAGACAAACGGCCAACAGCAACAAGAACAAGCGGAAGACUCACACCACCAGAACCCGACCUUCGCCUCCAUCUCCCCCAACAAACCCCACACAGAACCCAACCCGGACCCGGCAACCGUAACCCGAAUUCAAUUCCGCCACCCAACCGGCCGCGUGAUCAGGCGCUUCAACCUAUCCGACCCCGUCCGGCGCAUCUAUGAGUGGCUAAAAGCGUCGCCGUUGUCAGAGGAUAAGGCCGGUGUGGAGUUUGAGCUUGUCUCGAUGGGCCAGAAUUUGAUUGGGAUGUUGGAUGUCAGCAUUUCGGAUGCGGGGUUGAAGAAUGGAACUGUGAUGAUUGGCUUUGUAGAGGAUUGA